Planococcus citri (citrus mealybug) is the source of this 3809-nucleotide messenger RNA. RefSeq names its product nephrin-like. Gene Ontology annotation, molecular function: protein binding. The transcript has 14 exons. NCBI's taxonomy places the organism in Eukaryota, Metazoa, Arthropoda, Insecta, Hemiptera, Pseudococcidae. The coding region runs from base 354 to 3056 and encodes 900 amino acids. The record is from RefSeq and is a predicted model, not a curated record.
AUUCACGUUGUCGUCGCGAUCGUCGUCCUCCGCCUCGGUCUCGCUGGUGAGCCGCAUCGCGCGAUAUUUUUCAGUGGUGUGACUUUGGUGAAAAUUUUAUUCAAUUUUGUUCCUACCAAUUUCGCAAUUUUUUUUCUUAGUUUGCCUUCAUUUUCUCUUCAUUAUUUUUACCAACAACUCGCCUUUACCUACCUACUUAUGGAAAUGCGAAAAAGUGUAAAUGCGCGACACGUAAAUUUUCCUAAUUUUUUACGUACCCCGUAGCGAAUCCGCGAACCGGUCGUAUGAUUUGAUAUUCGCGAAUUUCGGUGCGGUUUUUAUCGUUUUUUUUGCCCGCCCGCCUCGAUCUCGACAUGUGUGAAAUUCUAGUGUGGUAUACCAAGUUUCGGGUAUUGUUAUGGUUUAGUGUGGUGUUUCAGACGUGUCUAGUUCAAGCUGCUAAAGAAGUUCCUGUGAGUCAAAUUAGCGGAGUGCUCGGGGAAAGCGUAAGGUUACCUUGUGACAUUUCCGUCGCCGAAGGUGUUCAUCGCGAAGAAGAUAACAUCGUGCUGGUUUUAUGGUACCGCGAAGAUUUGGGAACACCUAUAUACAGCGUCGAUGUUCGAGAAAAAGACUUCAGCAGAGCGGAAAAAUGGUGGGAAGAAAACGUGCUCAACAAUAGAGCGUAUUUCGAGGUGAAUUCGCAGUCGACGAAUUUGGUAAUUGAUCACGUCGUCGAAAAAGAUGCAGCCAUGUACCGUUGUCGAGUAGAUUUCAAAUAUGCUCAAACCAGAAACUCUAAAGUCAAUUUGACGAUAAUAGUACCGCCCGAAAAAGUGGUAAUUCUGGAUGAACGAAACGUGCCACGAACCACGGUGGUUGGACCUUACUCGGAGAACUCUGAUUUAACAUUAAUCUGCCAAGUUUUUAACGGUAAACCAUUACCUCACAUCAUGUGGUACAAAAACGCCGAACUUCUGAGCAACGUAUCGGUAAACGCGACGCUGAAAAAUGGUGUCCCUUAUGUGGAAAGUGUGAUAACAGUAAGACGUCUUCAAAGAUCAGAUUUACAUAGCCAAUUAACGUGCGCAGCUUCGAAUACCCAUUUAAAAGCACCAAUAACGGCCGUCGUUCAAGUGGACAUGAAUUUUGGACCUUUGGAUGUGAGAAUUAUCCCGGAUGAGCAACCGUUAACGGCUCAAAGAAAACUAGAUCUCAUUUGCGAAUCUACCGGUUCGAGACCUCCGGCCAAGUUGACCUGGUGGAAAAAUAAUUUUCGGUUGGAGAAAACCAAGGAUACGAUAUCGUCGGAUGGAAACACUACUAGAAGUAUUCUGACGUACACUCCAUCCAAAGAUGAUAAAAAUAAGUACCUAUCAUGCAAAGCAGAAAAUCCAGUGAUAUCAGGAGGAAAGACAUUGGAAACAGGCUGGAGACUGAAGAUUCAUUAUACUCCGGAAACGAAGAUUAUUCUGGGUACAUCUUUAAAACAAGAUUCCAUUAAAGAAGGAAUGGAUGUUUAUUUUGAUUGUAUUGUAAACGCGUUUCCACCAAUUUACAAGGUCGAAUGGAGGAAAAACAAUAAACCACUACAACAAAUGAAGGGCGUGAUAAUUAGCAAUCAGUCUUUGGUAUUGCAGAGCGUAACCAGAAGUAGUGCGGGAAACUACUCUUGUAUUGGGUAUAAUUCGGAAGGAGACGGUAUCAGCGAUCCGUUUUAUUUGAACGUUAUGUAUGCGCCAUUUUGCAAACCGAACCAAACGCGGGUGUAUGGAAUAGCGAAAAACGAACUAGUCAACAUUACUUGCGAAGUCGAAGCGAAUCCAGUCGAUUUAACGUUUCGUUGGAAGUUCAACAAUUCGGCCGAAAACGACGAAUUACCACCGGUGAUUAGUCAACCAGGAGCGACUAUAAGCGUUAUUUCGCAUAUGCCCAUAUUGGAAGUCGACUAUGGAACUUUACUGUGCUCGGCUACGAAUAAAGUAGGACGCCAGAGAGUCCCUUGUGUGUUCCACGUUAUAGCAGCAGGACGACCAGACCCGGUAUCGAACUGCACAGUGAACAACAUCUCCCUAAACUCAUUCUCAGUCCGCUGCUCCGAAGGUUUCAACGGAGGUCUACCUCAAACCUUCUCCAUCUUGGUGACCGAACACCACGAUUCCCAAAUCGUAAACAUGACUUCAACAUCUCCCUCAUUCACCGUCUCUGGCCUACAACCAGGAACAUCGUACUCUGUAUCGGUAUACUCGAUCAAUGCCAAAGGUCACAGUGAACCUUACCAGCUGGAAGUUCUAACGCAAGGAAAACGAUUAAACCAGAUGGACGGUAGCAUUGGUGAAAUUCCACCAGAAAAACAGCAAGGUAAUUUCCACGUUACUGCGACAAUGAGCAUUAUCAUUGGGGCUGUGAUAUCUUUAUUAACGAUCGUCUGCAUCGUCGCUUCCGUAUUUAAAAUACAAUGCUCUAAGUCGCGAUCCGAUGCCAAAAGUAGGAAUCAAAAAAGACACGGUUCAAAUAGCAAUUUAGCCGCAGCCGAUAAAAACUUCUCCAGUCCUAUUCAUAGUGAUGAAGUAUCAGCCAGCGUAUGCCCAUCGAUAGAUAUCGACAGCGAUGAUAAAAAUCCGGACAUUAUACCACAGCCGGUUACUGCCGAUAUUGAUAGACUGAGCGAUAGUUCGAGAAAAAAACAACACAUAUCAACGAUAGAAAAUAGAUAUAUGCAAAAUAGGAAUUUCCUACAAUAUAGUAAUACACCAACCAGCUAUUCUGGUUAUUGUACAUUACGUACCGGUAUUGUUCCUUUACAAGACUUCUGCCAUUUAAAUACAAAAACGACAUCGAUACACGGUGACCUCCAAUACCUAUCGUCCUCCAGCGGGACGCUAAACAGGCACCAGUGGCCAACAUACAGUGGUACAAUUGCAGGCGUACAAAGCCAUCAAUGCGCUUAUCAAGUAGGAUUAUCGAAUCCUACUCAUCAGCAGGCGCAGACUCAAACUCCUAUACCGCCUUCAAUGAUUGAAACGUCGUUACCAAAUACCUCUUUGGCUAUAAAUAAGCAAGAGAGUACCGUUUAAUGAUAUUCCAUCAUUAUGGUAUCAUAUCACGUUACAAGAUUGUUAUUAUGUUUGUUGUGAAAUUACCUACCUAUCUGUGUAAAAGUGUAUGUGUAUUUUUUCUCCCUUGUUGUAGCUUCGAACAUGAAAAUUGGCGUUUGUUUUGUAUUCGUUAUAGAAAUUGGGGUUUGAUUCUUUUUUUGGUAUCAAAAAAAAAAAAAAAAAAAGAGUACCUGGAAACGAAAGAUGGUUAUGCCUGUGAUAUCUGUGACUACAAAUUUUUGAGAAUUUUUUCCUCUUACUUUUUUUUCGAAUAAGCAACCAUAUACCUACCUACGUAGUGCGAAUCUCGUGUAGAAAAAUAUUUAAUUUCGUUUAAAUUGCUCAUUUAUUUAGUUCGUUGCUAACCCAUUACAUACCUUCAUCUCUUGAUACGAUUCAUACCUACUAAUAAUAAUGGAAUUAUCGCCAAUUUUUAUGCGACUGUUCUUUUUCCACAUCGGAGUAUUAUUAAUUUAUAUACUCUUUACUAUGUAUACCGGCGUUGAAUUUCGUAUUCAUAGCUUUUCAUGUACGAUUAUACAUAUACAAUCAAACGUAAUACGAAGUUCGAUGGAAUUUUUUAUCAUGUUUUUUGUUUUUUAAAUUAUUUUUACCCAAUUUUUUAUACCUAUUCGUAAACGAAAGAUGUUCGCGAUUUAAAUGUUUGUUUCGUCAUUUUAUUUUGAUUUUUUUUUUCUAAUAAGACGCUGUACGAAUAAGUUUUUUUUAUGU